AUGUCUUCUGCAGCUGCUGUCUUCACUCAGGUGCUCGCGGUUUCCAUGGUCUCUCUGACUCUCGGCGGUGGUCAGUUCGGAUUUGGUGGCGGAUUUAGCAGCGGAUUCGGUGGUGGACUUGGUGGUGCCUUUGGCCCUACCUUUGCCGGCACAUUCGCACGCCAAGAACAGUAUUACCCGACGCAACCGUACAGCUUCGGCUACAACAACGUUGACCAGUACGGCACCAGGUCCUACCGCAAAGAACAGGGCGACGCCUCCAACACCAAGACGGGCAUGUACGGCUACUCGGACGCCAACGGCAUCUUCCGCCAGGUGAAGUACAUCGCUGAUGCUGGAGGCUUCCGCGCAAAGAUUGACACCAACGAGCCCGGAACCGCCCCUGGAGCCAGUGCCGACGCGGUCUACAAUGCGAACCCUCUACCCGCUGGCCCGCAGUACCGAAUCAUUGGUGGAUCCUCCCCCUUCUCCUCUCCCUACACGAGCGCCUCCACUUCUGGCUUCGGUUACGGCCGUCCUUGGUCUGGAUAG
Molecule: messenger RNA, 531 nt
Organism: Dermacentor albipictus
Lineage: Eukaryota; Metazoa; Arthropoda; Arachnida; Ixodida; Ixodidae
Product: cuticle protein 10.9-like
Cellular component (GO): chitin-based extracellular matrix
Molecular function (GO): structural constituent of chitin-based larval cuticle
Source: RefSeq, a predicted model, not a curated record